Adineta steineri is the source of this 330-nucleotide messenger RNA. Lineage: Eukaryota; Metazoa; Rotifera; Eurotatoria; Adinetida; Adinetidae. The record is from the annotation of a GenBank genome assembly.
AUGGCUAAAACUUUAACUACACAUAUUCUUGAUUUAUCAUGUGGUCGACCAGCUGCUAAUGUACCAGUUCAAGUAGAAAAUCUUGUUGAUGGACAAUGGAUAUCAAUGUCAACGCCAACAAAUACAAAUAAUGAUGGUCGUGCACUUGAUUUAGUUCCUACAGAUAAAUGGCAACCUGGUCGAUGGCGUAUUAUAUUUGAUGUAGCUUCAUAUAUGCCUGAUGGAUUUUAUCCUUCUGUUACUAUUGAAUUUUGUACGAAAGAUACAGCACACUAUCAUGUACCACUUUUACUCAAUAAAUUUGGCUAUAGUACUUAUCGUGGAUCAUAA